CCCCGGACCGGAGGCGUGCGCCCCCCGCUCCCCAUGCUGGGGCCAGCCCAGGACGGUCAGGUGCAGCUGCGCUGUGCGCGUCUCUCUGGCCGCGGAGGGAACUUUAAAACUUAGGAAAACAGACGGUCUGUUCGUCCGCGGGUCUGCGCGUUGGUCCCUGCCGGCUGGAGGCGAGCGCGGCUCUUCGUCACUCGGAGCCCGGAUUGAGCGGCGCGCGAGGGUUUUCCCCGCGGCCCCCGGCGCAGACGCGCGGGAUGGGUGGCACUGCGUGUUUGGUGGUGACAGUGCCUCCGUGGGGAUGAGUGACGGGAACGCAGAGCCCCUACCGACCAGCCAGACCUACAACAGCCAGAACGAGAGCAACGAAGACUAUGAGAUCCCCCCAAUAACUCCUCCCAACCUCCCUGAGCCAUCCCUCCUGCACCUGGGGGACCACGAAGCCGGCUACCACUCACUGUGCCACGGCCUCACACCCAACGGACUGCUCCCAGCCUACUCCUACCAGGCCAUGGACCUCCCAGCCAUCAUGGUGUCCAACAUGCUGGCCCAAGACAGCCACCUGCUGUCAGGCCAACUACCCACGAUCCAGGAGAUGGUCCACUCAGAGGUUGCUGCCUACGACUCGGGCCGGCCAGGGCCCCUGCUGGGCCGCCCAGCGAUGCUGGCCAGCCACAUGAGUGCCCUCAGCCAGUCCCAGCUCAUUUCUCAGAUGGGCAUCCGGAGUGGCAUUGCCCACAGCUCCCCGUCACCCCCAGGGAGCAAGUCAGCCACCCCCUCCCCCUCCAGCUCCACUCAGGAGGAGGAGUCAGAAGCGCAUUUCAAGAUGUCGGCAGAGAAGAGACCCUCAGCCGACCCAGGAAAAAAGGCCAAGAACCCAAAGAAAAAGAAGAAGAAGGACCCCAACGAGCCUCAGAAGCCCGUGUCAGCCUAUGCGCUCUUCUUCAGAGACACUCAGGCCGCCAUCAAGGGACAGAACCCCAGCGCCACCUUUGGGGAUGUGUCUAAAAUCGUGGCCUCCAUGUGGGACAGCUUAGGAGAGGAGCAGAAGCAGGCCUACAAGAGGAAGACCGAAGCAGCAAAAAAGGAGUAUCUGAAGGCUCUGGCGGCCUACCGGGCUAGCCUCGUCUCCAAGAGCUCCCCAGACCAGGCUGAGACCAAGAGCGCUCAGGCGAACCCACCAGCCAAAAUGCUCCCACCCAAGCAGCCCCUGUACGCCAUGCCGGGCCUAGCGUCCUUCCUGACGCCGUCGGACCUGCAGGCCUUCCGCAGUGGGGCCUCUCCUGCCAGCCUGGCCCGGACGCUGGGCUCCAAAUCACUGCUGCCAGGCCUCAGCUCAUCCCCGCCGCCGCCACCCUCCUUCCCACUCAGCCCCCCGCUGCACCAGCAGCUGCCACUGCCCCCCCAUGCCCAGAGUGCCCUCCUCAGCCCGCCUGUUAGCAUGUCCCCAGCUCCCCAACCUCCUGUCCUGCCCACUCCCAUGGCCCUCCAGGUGCAGCUGGCUGUGAGCCCCUCACCUCCAGGGCCACAGGACUUCCCUCACAUCUCCGAGUUCCCCAGCGGCUCCGGAUCCCGCUCGCCUGGCCCACCCAACCCUGGGGGCAGCGGAGACUGGGACUCCAGCUUCCCUGGAGGGGAGUGCGGCAUCAGCGCCUGCAGCCUGCUCCCCAGGGACAAGUCGCGCUACCUCACCUAAUCCUGCCUCCCCUCUCCUCCCUGAGGCUUGCUGGGAGGGCACUGCUCAGAGCCUGAAGGGCCCACAGCAGAAAAGAGGCCUUGGCGGGAAGCAGGGUGACUGAGAAGAAAGAGCAGUGACACACCAGUGCCCUGGGUCGAGUCUCUUCCUCGACCUCCCACCAGACUCUGCAGAGGCGGCCCACUGCCCGCCGCCAGCCCAAAGAACCUGCAGGAAUCUUCUGCCCCCUGAUCUGCUUGCUCCAGGGUUACCGUGGACCCAGCUCCUCGGCCUGUGUACCGUACCCCGUGUCUGGAUGUCUGGCCCCAGCCCCAGCUCAUGUGGGGGGCCCCUGGAGGGGUUGCUUACCAACAGGAACCCACCCCCAGAUGCAUGGGGCCGGGGCCAGCCCAGCCACAGACGUGCAAAUGCGGUUUUACAGUGUGAACAAAAGCUUAUGAAACCUAGAAACUGUUGGCUCUAUGUAAGUAGUUGACUAAGUGUUUUAGAGCUGUGCUGAAGACGUCUGUAAGAUUAUCUUUGGGGGGUGGGGGGAAGUAGUUUCCUUUCAGGUAAAAAGCAUUUUAUAUGACCCUUAGCACAUUUUUUUUAAGUUUUAUCUUAAGGGAGAGGUGCACACAAGUGGCUACCAAACAAUUUCAUCAUCUGUAUGGCAAGAUCUGGACAAUUUACAGCCACAUUUGGAGGCACUGCUUUUUUUUUUUUAAAGCCCUAUGUCCAUCUAUUUAAAAUUGCCAACAAUGAUUUUUGUCUAUUUAUGAAAAAAAUUGAGAACAGACAUGCAGCUGACGACACAGUGGGCGUGGGUUUGCGUUCGGGUUUGGUCCACGGUGUUUUGCAGCUGUUUCCUGGCGCUGGCAAAUGUCUGUCUCGGUGCCCAGUGCUCUCUCAGAUUUCUUUAUAAUAAAAUUGCUGAAAAGUUGAA
Messenger RNA from Manis javanica (Malayan pangolin), 2618 nucleotides. RefSeq names its product TOX high mobility group box family member 2 (gene TOX2). Gene Ontology annotation, biological process: regulation of transcription by RNA polymerase II. Gene Ontology annotation, molecular function: chromatin DNA binding. The record is from RefSeq and is a predicted model, not a curated record. Gene Ontology annotation, cellular component: nucleus. NCBI's taxonomy places the organism in Eukaryota, Metazoa, Chordata, Mammalia, Pholidota, Manidae.